Messenger RNA from Phycomyces blakesleeanus NRRL 1555(-), 2355 nucleotides. RefSeq names its product Zn(2)-C6 fungal-specific transcription factor. Gene Ontology annotation, molecular function: zinc ion binding; sequence-specific DNA binding; DNA-binding transcription factor activity, RNA polymerase II-specific. The transcript is spliced from 4 exons. The record is from RefSeq and is a predicted model, not a curated record. NCBI's taxonomy places the organism in Eukaryota, Fungi, Mucoromycota, Mucoromycetes, Mucorales, Phycomycetaceae. Gene Ontology annotation, biological process: positive regulation of transcription by RNA polymerase II. The coding region runs from base 1 to 1359 and encodes 452 amino acids.
AUGAUUGUUAUUAUUCAAAAUGAUGUAUUUUAUCUUCCAAAAAAACAAGAUAUAUUUAGAAAGACCAAAAAAAAUCAAUUAGACAUGGUUUCAAGUGGCAAUAAUGACACACAAUCAUCAGCAACUCCUCCAAAGGCGAAGAAACGGAGAACGAGAAAUGCAACAGCAUGUAUGCGAUGUCGGGAACUAAAGAAAAAGUGCGACAAUAAUCUACCUUCUUGUACAAGAUGUAUCGAAUUUGGAGCCAAUUGCCUCUACCUGACCUACGAAGAAUACCAGCAGACUCUAGCAGAAGCAGUGAUCGAGCUGAGUCAAGAAUUGGACAUAAUCCAAGCCGACGUACGCAAUCUGACCUUUAGAACCCCACAAUCGAAUAAUACCAACACCGUCAUUAAUAAUCAUGUUAAUAGUAAUAUUAAUCAUCAUCAUCAUCAUCAUCAUCAUCCUCAUAACACCAACUACUACAACACAUACAACAAUAAUCAAAGUCAAAGUCAAAAUCAAAAUCAAGAUCAAGAUCAAAAACCAAAUCUAAAUCUAAAUCCAAGCCCAAGUCCAAAACAAACGGCCGUCCAAUGGCAAUUUGAUUAUGACGGGAGUGAGUCAGCAGAAACACUUGAGUUUUACAGGUUUUUAUGGAAGAUGCGGCAGGAUUAUGAGCAGACAAAUUCCCGUAGGCUACACAACAAUGAUACCGGACGGAAUUAUUGUGGCGAUAUUGACGAUAUUGAUUAUUACGAAGACGAGGUUCUUUCUCCAAAAUCAACAUCGACGUCCACGUCAACUUCAUUAUCAUUAUCACUGUCAACCUCGACCUCGACCUCAAAUUCGACUUUAACCCCAGCAUCACCUCCACAGUUCUUACUACAGCCACAAUCACCAUUACUGAAUCGACAAAAAAAUCAACCCCUGAAAACAACCUUGGCAAAUUCAAAUUUAAAUUCAAAUUUAAAAGUAGCAGACCCAGACCCAGACUCAGGUUCAGGUUCAGGCUCAUGCUCAUACUCAUGCUCAGGGACAGGAACGAAACGAAACCCAAACCUAAAAUCAGAAAUGGAAAUGGAAAUUGAAAUUGAAACAGGGACAGUAACAGAGACAGUAACAGAGACAGAAAUGGGAUUAGGAAUGGGAACUAGGGUAGGAACAGGGACUGGGGCUGCAGCACCAAGUGGCGGCGGACUAUUCGAAUGGAAAGCCACAAUGGAUGAAGGACGGCUGCGGAUUGACACCAACAUUUGUUCGUUUCGAGAUAUCUAUCGGGUUCUGAAACAGAGCCAACAGGUUGCCACCGACAGUGGCUUGUGCUCCCAAGUCAGCAACUAUCCCAGCAAACAGGGGUCACUUUGCUCCUACGAGUAAGUUACAACGUGGCUAUCUUUCUCGGCCACCUCUCCGUUUUCCAUGUCUGUGAUCGACCAAUCACAAGUCUUGUUUUCCAUUAUUUUAUUUUAUUUUAUCAACACCCUUUAUUACGCUCAUUAUUUUAUUUUUAUAUACAUAUGCUUUAUUUAUAGCUUAUAUAGUAAGAACCACAAAAAAUCCAAGAAAAAUCCAAACUCCUUCUCGCUCCUUUUCUCUCUCUCUCUCUCUCUCUCUUAUUCGCACACACACUCACUAUUGGCACUUGUAACUUGCAUUUACACACAUUAUUGUAUUUCUUUCAUUAUUUUUCCCUCUUUUUCUCUCUCUUACUUAUUCUUUGAUAUUAUUUCAUAUUAUUUAAACGAAAUUAUACUAUUUACAAGCCCCUAAAAAAAUCUUAUUAUUCAUUCACUCUACCCACUUCCUUUCCUUUUCUUUACUCUACUUUACUUUCCUUAUUUCAAACCAUACCCUAUUCUAUCAUAUAGCUCAUUUACCUUAUUUCAAUAUACUUAUACUUCUUUAUCGCCCACUUCUUUACGUACCUCAAUUUUACUUUUCUUUUGAACAAAUAUACAAAAUAAAUAAACAAACAAACAAAAAAUAAAAGAAAGAAAGAUAUAAUACAUCAUGCCUGUCGACGAACAACUACAACUACAGCAGCAACAACAGCAACAGCAACAACAGCAACCUGGACAACCCGAACAACGGAAGAAACGCGCAAAGAUCGUGAGUGCCUGUAGUGAAUGCCGCCGUAAGAAAACAAAAUGUAAUGGCGAAUUACCCUGUCGGAAUUGCCUAAAGUCCCAGGUGUCGUGCAUCUACCCAUCCCAUAGUGAUGACAAACGAAAUACGCCGAGUAAAGUUGCGCUGGAAGCAAUUGAAGACAGGCUCAAGGCUAUUGAGGACAUGCUGAAAAUAAUAUUGCAGAGCCAGAGUCAGAACCAGAGUCAGAACCAAAACCAAAACCAAAACCAAAACCAGAGCCAGAGC